Messenger RNA from Heterostelium album PN500, 1560 nucleotides. Its product is annotated as calcium-binding EGF-like domain-containing protein. The transcript has 2 exons. Gene Ontology annotation, biological process: sexual reproduction. The record is from RefSeq and is a predicted model, not a curated record. NCBI's taxonomy places the organism in Eukaryota, Evosea, Eumycetozoa, Acytosteliales, Acytosteliaceae. The coding region runs from base 1 to 1560 and encodes 519 amino acids.
AUGGCUACAAAGAUAACACCAACGAUUCAGCUGAGUUCAGAGAAUGGUGAUUUCAUAGAGAUUCCAACUAUAUUCACAGUUGCCAAUGGUCAAUAUUUCAAUUAUAUAUUAAAUUACAAUGUGCCUUACGGAUUUGGAAUGAAUUCUAUAUCAGUUGGUAUAUUUGGAAUUGCUGACCAAUUAUACAACUAUAAUGGAUAUGCCACUCAAGAUCUAAAGACAAAUUCAUUCCCAUAUGCAAUUAAAACAACCUUUACUUUGGAUAUUCCUAUUUUGAAGAGUUCUACGACAAUUUAUAGCUCAGGUGGAAGUUUUGCAAUAUUUGGUCGAGGUUUUGGAAAACUUAUCAAUGAAACAAAAGUCAGGAUUGAUUUCUCCGAUGGAUAUGGUUAUGUUGAUUAUCCAAUAACAAGUUUAGGAAAUGUAUUAAUGUUUGAUAAUGUUCCUCCAAUCAACGCAUCAUAUGUUUCGGUAUAUGCAAUCAAAAAAUCUGUCUAUUCAGCAGUUAAUAGUUUUCCAGUUACAUUUUCUAAUAAACCUGCUCCAACUCCAACACCAACCAAUCCAACCCCCACACCAAAAGAUCCUACAACAUGUAUACCAAAUUGUAAUAAUAAUGGAAAGUGUAUCAACUCUAUUUGUGUUUGUCAAUCACCAUGGUAUGGUCCAUCGUGUUCUUCAAAAAUUGUAAUUAUUCCAGUUCCUCCAUCAUACCCAGAUCCAGUAACAGGAACAAAUAUAACAGAAUCUGGAAGUUUAAUCACAACAUCGAUUGAAAUCAUUGGAGUAAGAGAAUUGGAUGCAACAAUGAAUGUUGUUCAAACAUUCAAUAUCAGUAAAUGGUAUUUUACAGAUCUAAGCAAAAUAUCAACGAAUCCAAAAUAUUUCUAUUCAACACAAUUAGACAAUAGAUCAACAUUAUUAAAUGUAUCGAUUGAAUAUUUCAAGAAUUCAGACAAUAUCACAUUUGCAGAUGAACAACUCUUCAUUCCAGAAUCGACAAUCAAAUUCUCAAUGAAUAUGAGUUCAUAUCAAUUCAAAGAUCAAACGAAUCUCAUUCAAAUAUUGAUGAGAUCAUCGAUUCAAACAGAUAAAUCGGAUGUUUGUUCAUCAUCUGGUGUUGGUGUUGUCGAUAAGAGUGUUCAAUGGAUCAAAUUGAAUGUUGGAGAUAACAGUCUUUAUGGAAGAUUCCUUUCGAAGGGUGUCGUAGACAACAGGGUCAGAAACAUUCAGAAUAUAAUCAUUGAAGAUGACGAAGAUCAAACCAAACAAAUUAGAUCAGCUGUAGUUGGUAUGACAGUUGGAGCUUAUGGUGAUUAUAUCAGUUUAGAUCCAGAUUUCUCAAAUCUAAUUGAUGUUGGAGAAACAGAUACCUCUGAUUUCAUUUGUUCAUCAUCAAAGAAAUUAAGUAAUGGUGCAAUUGCUGGUAUUGUUGUUGGUGUUGUUGUCUUUGUUUCAAUUGGAGUUGCACUUGUAAUUCUUUUCCUCAAAAAAAAGAAAUUCAGACUCCAACAAUUGAAAAUGGAGAAAAGAAUGAGAGAAAUUAAUAAAGGACUUUAA